This is a messenger RNA of Cyclocybe aegerita, 462 nucleotides long. NCBI's taxonomy places the organism in Eukaryota, Fungi, Basidiomycota, Agaricomycetes, Agaricales, Hemipholiotaceae. The record is from the annotation of a GenBank genome assembly.
AUGCGUUUCUCCACCUUUGCUUUCACCCUCUUUGGCGCUGCUGCUUCUGCAUCCGCUUCCCUCAUCGCCCGCCAGGACGCCAUACCCAAUUGCAUGCUCCCCUGCCUCGCCUCCGCCGACUUUGGCGGCUGUGUGCAAACCGAUAAUGUCUGCCUGUGCAACAACAGGGCCUUCGUCGACAGCACAACCAGCUGUGUCUUGGCAUCUUGCAGCGGCGAGGACCUGCAGAAUGCCCUGGCCUUCUCAGUUGAACUCUGCCUCAGAGUCGGUGUUACCUUGACCUCCGCUGCACCUACUAGCACCGACGCUGAUACCGCCACGGCCACCGCGACCUCCCCAGCCAACCCCACCACCACCGACACUGCUGCUCCAGCCCAGACAUCUACUGAUGGCGCCAUGAGCCACGGUGCCAACACCCUCGCCGGUCUCGCUGCCGUUGGCAUCAUCGCUCUCGCCCUGUAA